AUGAGAUCGCCGGUGGCGGAGGCAGGCCGAAUCGCCAAUGCGGUCCCGAAUGCGCCGCCGAACGGUAGACCGCCGCCGCCGGACGACGAGCGCCGGCAGAUGCCCUCGCGGCCUGCCGGCGAACGUCCGUCCGGCGAGAACGCGCGCCAUAAUGGACGUGUGGCUGUCUGGCGAAAACUCGCUCUCGAGAGCCGCGAGAGGGCGGCGCUCUCCAGCCUCGCCACCGGUGAGACCUACGACAUGGUCGUCAUCGGCGGCGGCCCGGGCGGCUACCCCACCGCCACCAAGGCGGGCCAACUUGGCAUGAAAGUCGCCUGCAUACAGAUGCGAGGACGGCUGGGAGGCACGUGCCUCAAUGUGGGGUGCAUCCCGUCCAAGGCGCUGCUGCACUCCUCGCACCUGUAUGAGGAGGCAGCGAAAGGGUGGGGUCCGCACGGCAUCUCCGCCGACAACGUCAAGAUGGACCUUGGCAAGCUGAUGAAGCACCCAAUCGGCAUCUUGGGCCGCGCUGCACGGCCGGCAGCGUCCGGGGUGAUGUUUGCGGUCAGAGCAGCCCGCCCUGUGAGAGCAGCCUCGGCCCGCGCCCUCCUCCUCGCGGCGAUCCUCGCGCGCGCCACCGGUCACGGCGCCGGCGUCUGGCGGGAUCCGCACCACUACCGCUCAGACUCGUCGCUCGCUGGCCUCCGCUUCGUCUCGGAGUCACCGCCGCACGAGCUGAACAUCGUCGGCACCGAUGACGGGACGAGCUGGUGGGCCCUCAAGGGCCGCUGCAGCGGUCUCGGCAUGCGCAACAUCACCAUCGACUUCAGUCCCAAAGGCGGCCCAUCGGACGCCACCGGCAGGUGGUCGCCCGGCGAGACCAUCACGUGGCCAGACGGCAACAUGUGGGCCUUGCUCGCGGCUCCCACGCGCGCGUUUCUCUUGGACGCCGCCGACGACCACACCGGCGUUUUCUUCGACCCGCACCACUUCAAGGUGGGCACCUUCCGGGGCAUGCGGUUUAUCGCCGAGGACCCGCCCCACGUCCUAAAGAUGGUUGGCUCCGACGACGGCACCUUUUGGUUCCUCGAGGGCUUCUGCACCGGACCAAAGAUGACGAGCAUCCACUUCGACUUCUCUCCAAAGGGCGGGCCGAAGGAGCUGGUCGGCAAGUGGGCGCCCUCGCCCGCGCGCACCAUCACCUGGCCGGACGGGAAUGUGUGGUCGAAUGUCGUCCCGGAGCUGCAGGCCUCCUUCGCCGUGCGCCACGGAGGCGGGACGGUGCCGUCGCGCGCCCACGUCGAGCCCUCGCCGACGCACGCGUCCGGCAGCCUCCCACUUAGCCUCCCGGUGCUCGUCGCCUCUGUCGCGAUGCUCGCCCUCGCCGCCGCCGUGCGCCGAGUGAUCGGCUCGAGCAGCCGCGGGGCUGCGGAGGCCCGCCAGACGCAGCUCGCCGAGUGCGAGAAUUUUGGGCCCCCGUAAAAACACAAAAAAAGGCG
Molecule: messenger RNA, 1478 nt
Organism: Emiliania huxleyi CCMP1516
Lineage: Eukaryota; Haptophyta; Isochrysidales; Noelaerhabdaceae
Product: putative dihydrolipoamide dehydrogenase 1
Exons: 6
Coding region: 1-1461 (486 amino acids)
Cellular component (GO): oxoglutarate dehydrogenase complex; mitochondrion
Molecular function (GO): flavin adenine dinucleotide binding; dihydrolipoyl dehydrogenase (NADH) activity
Source: RefSeq, a predicted model, not a curated record